CUUGUCGCCCAUUAAACUGUCACAACGUGAGUGAAGUUCAUGAACACUUUGUCGGUGUAACUCUUUCCUAAACACGGAUAUAUCACCCUGACAGCUGAAAGAUGUGGAAGUCUGCCGUGGGCCACAAUGUGACCAUGAAGGUGGCUGCAGAGGGGGACGACUGGGAGACAGACCCUGACUUUGAGAAUGACGUAUCAGAGCAGGAGCAGAGGUGGGGAGCAAAGACCGUCGAGGGUUCAGGACGGAAAGAGCACAUCAGUGUUGCAGCGCUCAGAAACCAAGUCACUGCGGAGCACAAGCAGGGGAAGCAGAAGGAGCAGACUCCCAAAGCGUCAUACGGAUACGGAGGAAAGUUUGGAGUCGAAAAAGACCGAAUGGACAAGGCGGCUCUGGGUCACGACUAUGUGGCACAAGUGGAGCAGCACUCCUCCCAGAAAGAUGCAGCGAAAGGGUUUGGAGGGAAGUUUGGUGUUCAGAAAGACCGCGUGGACAAGUCGGCCAUGGGCUUUGAAUACAAAGGAGAAGUGCAGCAACAUGCAUCUCAGAAAGGUAAGUCCAAACUUCUCGCCUUCUCGCCACCAGUACAAUAUUUUACUUUUGUUAAAUUGCUGCAUAACAGAGUUUCCCCAACAACCCACAUGUUUUCAGAUUACUCAAAGGGCUUUGGAGGAAAGUACGGGGUGGAGAAGGAGAAAGUGGACAAGGCGGCUUUGGGGUACGACUAUAAAGGAGAAACAGAGAAGCACCAGUCACAGAAAGAUUACUCAAAGGGCUUUGGAGGGAAGUAUGGUGUUGAGAAGGAGAAAGUGGAUAAAGCUGCUUUGGGCUAUGAUUAUAAGAGCGAGACGGAGAAACACCAGUCACAGAAAGAUUAUUCAGCCGGUUUUGGAGGUCGUUAUGGAGUUCAGCAAGACCGCAUGGAUAAGAGUGCAGCCGGCUUCUCAGACAUGGCGUCUCCCACCUCUGCGUAUGAAAAGACGCAACCAUUGGAGGCCUCAAGUGCGGGCGCAGGAAAACUGAAGGCUCGCUUCGAGAACAUGGCCAAAGCUUCAGAUGAAGAGAACAAGAAGAAAGUCGAGGAAGAGAAAGAGAGGAGACAAGCCAGAGACGGCAGAGAGCGAGAGGCUGCCAAGCGCAGACAAGAGGAGGAGAGCAGCAGAGACGAGGAAAUCAGUCCACCUCCUGUUCCAGAUGUGGCGGAAGAUGAGGAAGAUGAAAUGCCGCCACCAGAAAUCCACCACUACAUGCCAGAGAUACAAGAAAUACCCGAACCAGAGGAGGAAACAGUAUACGACGAGCCGCCGGCCUUGCCUCCGCGCUCGGAUGAUUUCCUCCACCUGGAUGCUCCACCUCUCCCCGACAUGGCAGCACCUGUGGAGGAAGAUGAGGGAGAGUACGAGGAACUUAUUGAACCGCCUCCUUUUGCGCCGACAGCCGCUGAUGAAGACGAUGAAGAACUGUCGUCUGGCCAGAAGGCUGUAGCGAUUUAUGACUAUGAAGGAGAGGCUGAUGACGAGAUCUCCUUCAACCCGGACGACGUCAUCACCAACAUAGAGAUGAUUGACGAGGGCUGGUGGAAGGGGCUCUGUAACGGACGCGUUGGUCUUUUCCCUGCUGCUUAUGUUCAGUUGAUGGAGUGAGAGACAUGCGCAGGAGGUUUUGCUCAAAUUCACUUAAACAGUCAUGUUUCUUAAGUUAACAGGGAAUUCAUUUCAACAGCGUGUUUACAGAAUAAAUGUCAGAAAAUGUGCCAAAAUGACCGUAUUAGUGGUACGGAGCUGCAACUUGUAUCUGCAAUGAACUGAUAGGAGGCAAUAAAAUAUUCUUCAGAAAAG
Messenger RNA from Cottoperca gobio, 1835 nucleotides. It is a transcript of the gene hcls1, whose product is annotated as hematopoietic cell-specific Lyn substrate 1. Bases 102 to 1640 code for a protein of 512 amino acids. The record is from RefSeq and is a predicted model, not a curated record. Gene Ontology annotation, biological process: regulation of actin filament polymerization; cell migration. Gene Ontology annotation, molecular function: actin filament binding. Gene Ontology annotation, cellular component: plasma membrane; site of polarized growth; cortical actin cytoskeleton. The transcript is spliced from 15 exons. NCBI's taxonomy places the organism in Eukaryota, Metazoa, Chordata, Actinopteri, Perciformes, Bovichtidae.